AGUCACAACUUCAUUCCGGUUCAGUGUAGACGUGCGGAAGGCCAUUUGUGAUUAAAAAAGGUGUUUUUUCAACUGUGAAUACGGAAAGAGAUAAUAAUGAACGUGAACAUCGUUGCUGUCGGUCCCAAACCAACCCAAAUCGUUUGUCCUUCGUGCCAGGCCACAAUAGUGACUAGGGUGGAUCACAAAUCAACAACCAAGACGCAUAUUAUUGCUCUUGUACUCUGCCUUUUUUUGUGCUGGCCAUGCGUUUGUGUUCCUUAUUGUAUGGAUAGUUGCCAAAACGCAGAUCAUUACUGCCCGAACUGUAACUCUUAUUUAGGCACCUACCAACAUUAAAAUAGGCGCUACCUUAACAGUGUACAUUUCGAUUCAUUAGUCAACCUGACCUCGGGAAGCGUCUUGCUGACUGCGGUUUUUUUUCAUGAGGAAAGAAACUGGCAGUUUGCAUGAUAAAAAAAAUGCGUUUGGUAGUUUGCAAUAGAAAAAAAAAAUGUGUUCAUAAAUUAAUGUUUAUUGAAUGUUCGUAUGUAAUGUGGCACUUAUUAUAAGACUGUUUUUCCAAUUAUCGUACUUUCAAAUAUAAUAGCAUAAAAUAGAGACAUAGCAGUGUAAGAAGUAAAAACAAGCCUCAUUGUUCCACUCUAUAACUAAACGAUGGAACUAACUGUUACUAAUUUCAAAAUACUCAUUGUGAACAUUCAAAUUACACUGUCUGAAAUACUGAAUAAUAAAUUUGAGAUAGUUGACUUUAAAGUUUUUUAAAAUUAAUUACGAUGUUUUCCGUGAUUUGAGUGUUCAGUGGAGUUCCAUUUUCUAUGAGGAAUUGAAUUUUAGUGCAUAGUUCCUUUCUGAAAGAGGUGCCUAUCAGAUUUUCAAUGUGUCUUAAAUGUGUGAUAGCUUCUUUUUGCAUAUUUCUAUAUAAAGCAGAAAGCACAAAUAAUUUAUAUACGCGGAUGAAAUGACACAAAUUACAAAGUUUUUCAUAAAUUUUCUCUAUUGAUCUGUUUCAGUAUUUAAUAAUAUAUACUGAAUUAGUCAAGGGCGACAUUAAAAAUUACAGAAUCAUUUACUUUUAGAUUUUCUUGAAGAAAACAAAUGUUAAAAUAAUUUUAUUGAAUUAUGAUGAUAAAUAUUGUUUGUAAUUUUUUCAAUUAUUUCAUUAUGCUAAGCGAAUCGUGAUAUCAUAAUAAUUAUUAUCCUUUAAAUAAGGUGCUUAUUUUUAAAAUAAAGUUUUAUUGA
This is a messenger RNA of Diatraea saccharalis (sugarcane borer), 1242 nucleotides long. The record is from the annotation of a GenBank genome assembly. Lineage: Eukaryota; Metazoa; Arthropoda; Insecta; Lepidoptera; Crambidae.